AUGUCAUCGAGACGCUCGCGCCGGAGGACCUCGAGCUUUUACAAGUACAUCUAUCCAAUGAUGCGACAAUGCUUCAGAGUUCACGGCGAAGCUGGCAAAGCUUUGUCGUGGAUAAGCGACGUUGCGGCUUUGUAUGUUGAGGCCAAGUCACACCAGCAAGAAGAUGCCAUGGAGGACAUCGGAGGCGAGUUCGAUACCUAUCUUAGCCAACUCGGAUUUUUGUCAGUGGCAAAUCAAGCAGCAGACACCAACGUGGGAACGGACAACAUGCCUGUAUUUGCCGAAGAAGCUCAGGUGACGGAUCGGAUGUCUGGCAGCCGGAAUUGGUUUGGAUUGUUGGAUUAUGAUGUAUCACAAAUAGGCGAGCAUGAUCAGCAACCGAUGUGA
Molecule: messenger RNA, 387 nt
Organism: Fusarium tjaetaba
Lineage: Eukaryota; Fungi; Ascomycota; Sordariomycetes; Hypocreales; Nectriaceae
Product: transcription factor
Exons: 1
Coding region: 1-387 (128 amino acids)
Source: RefSeq, a predicted model, not a curated record